Messenger RNA from Lithohypha guttulata, 1026 nucleotides. RefSeq lists its product as uncharacterized. Gene Ontology annotation, biological process: NADPH regeneration. Gene Ontology annotation, cellular component: cytoplasm. The transcript has a single exon. Gene Ontology annotation, molecular function: nucleotide binding; oxidoreductase activity. The record is from RefSeq and is a predicted model, not a curated record. The coding region runs from base 1 to 1026 and encodes 341 amino acids. NCBI's taxonomy places the organism in Eukaryota, Fungi, Ascomycota, Eurotiomycetes, Chaetothyriales, Trichomeriaceae.
AUGUCAAUUGGAGUAGCGAUUCUAGGUGGUGGCAUCUUCGCUCGAGAAGAGCACUUACCAGCUGUUACAAAAUCAAAAGAUCUUACUUUGAAAGCGAUCUACUCACGAUCUUUGAAAUCAGCACAGUCAUUGGGAACUGAUCCGGGCAAAGUCGACCUCUAUUCAGACGACUCAGGAGAGGGCAAGGGGUUGGACGAUUUGCUCGCACGAAACGAUAUUGGCGCUACGAUCAUCGCUCUGCCGAUCAAAAACCAGCCUGAAUACAUCAAAAAGGCUCUGCUUGCGGGGAAGCAUGUGCUCAGUGAGAAGCCUGUUGCAGAAAAUGUGAAAGAUGCGGUUGAGCUUAUCGAGUGGCACGAGAAGGAAAUCGCACCCAAAGGUGUGACUUGGGGUGUGGCGGAGAAUGUACGAUUCUGGGCAGCCAGCGUUCAUGCUGGUGAGCAGAGAGCGGAGAUGGGUCGAGCGUUGACUUUUCGAGCAAGACAACAAAUGCUGGUUGAGCCUGGUGGCAAGUAUUACGAGACUGAUUGGCGCAAGGUACCUACUCAUCAAGGUGGUUUUCUUCUUGACGGUGGUGUUCAUUUUGCUGCAGUCUUGAGAUUGUUGCUGAGAAAGGAUGACCCGAUUGUCAAUCUUUCUGCUCAAACUGCACAGUUACAGGAACACCUGCCUCCUGUUGACACCAUCGAGGCCGUAGCGAAGACAAAAAGCGGAGCUGUGGGCAGUAUGUCGAUGUCUGUUGGGACCACAGUGAAAGGGUCGGAGUAUCAUAUCGGUUGCGAGAAAGGAUUUGUGUCUGUUUCUGGUAAUAUCGUGACAGUCGAUGGCAAACAGGAAGAGAUCCAGGAGGAGGGUUCAGGUGUUACACCAGAGGUGAGAGCAUGGGGCGAGGCACUAUCCAAUGAAAAGGAGAACGCUUUGCAAAGUCCUCGAGAAGCAUUGGCUGAUCUUGAGAUCAUCGAGGUCUGCCUGAGGAGUGGUGAGCAGGAAGGAAAGCCAAUAGAUCUGAAGUAUCAGCAGUUGUAG